GCAGCUUGGUUGCUCCGUAGUACGGCGGCCCGCGAGGGAGCACCCCGACCGGGCUCCGGGACGCGCGCGGGGAGGCGGGCGGGCCAGCGGGAGGGGAUGGUGUGCGGGGCUGCGGCUCCUGCGUCCCUCCCCGCGCCGUGCGAGCUGCACUGAUUUGUCCCCGGGGCGGCAGCGCGGACCCGCCUGGAGAUGAGGCGACGAUUAGCAAGGUAAAAGUGACAGAACCAUGGCUCAGUUCCCAGCACCUUUUGGAGGCAGCCUGGACAUCUGGGCCAUCACCGUAGAGGAGAGAGCGAAGCACGAUCAACAGUUCCACAGUUUAAAGCCAAUAUCUGGAUUUAUUACUGGUGAUCAAGCUAGAAACUUUUUUUUUCAAUCUGGAUUACCUCAGCCUGUUUUAGCACAGAUAUGGGCACUUGCCGACAUGAAUAACGAUGGAAGGAUGGAUCAGGUGGAGUUCUCCAUAGCGAUGAAGCUCAUCAAACUGAAGCUGCAAGGCUAUCAGCUCCCCUCCGCACUGCCCCCCGCUAUGAAGCAGCAGCCUGUCGCUCUUUCUAGUGCGCCCGCGUUCGGUAUCGGUGGCAUUGCCAGCAUGCCACCACUCACAGCUGUGGCUCCCGUGCCAAUGGGUUCCAUCCCGGUCGUGGGAAUGUCCCCACCCCUCGUCUCCUCCGUUCCUCCAGCAGCAGUGCCUCCCUUGGCCAAUGGGGCGCCCCCUGUGAUCCAGCCCCUGACAGCCUUCGCUCACCCUGCAGCCACAUUGCCAAAGAGUUCUUCCUUUAGUCGAUCUGGUCCAGGGACCCAAUUGAACACCAAGUUACAGAAGGCACAGUCCUUUGAUGUGGCCAGUGGCGCUCCCGGGGCAGAAUGGGCCGUCCCUCAGUCAUCCAGGCUCAAGUACCGGCAGUUAUUCAACAGCCACGACAAGACCAUGAGCGGACACCUGACAGGCCCCCAAGCAAGAACUAUCCUUAUGCAAUCAAGUCUGCCGCAGGCCCAGCUGGCUUCAAUAUGGAACCUCUCCGACAUCGACCAGGACGGGAAGCUCACGGCCGAAGAGUUCAUCCUGGCCAUGCACCUCAUCGACGUGGCCAUGUCGGGCCAGCCUCUGCCCCCCGCCCUGCCCCCAGAAUACAUCCCACCUUCCUUCCGGAGAGUCCGCUCUGGCAGUGGGGUGUCGGUCGUCAGCUCUGGCUCCGUGGACCAGCGACUGCCGGAGGAACCUGCGCUGGAGGAUGAACAGCAGCAGCUGGAAAAGAAACUGCCGGUCACCUUCGAGGACAAGAAGCGCGAGAACUUCGAGCGGGGCAACCUGGAGCUGGAGAAGCGGCGGCAGGCGCUCCUGGAGCAGCAGCGCAAGGAGCAGGAGCGCCUGGCGCAGCUCGAGCGCCAGGAGCAGGAGCGCAAGGAGCGCGAGCGCCAGGAGCAGGAGCGCAAGCGGCAGCUGGAGCUGGAGAAGCAGCUGGAGAAGCAGCGCGAGCUGGAGCGCCAGCGGGAGGAGGAGCGGCGGCGCGAGAUGGAGCGGCGCGAGGCAGCAAAGCGAGAGCUCGAACGGCAAAGGCAGCUGGAGUGGGAGCGGAACCGAAGGCAAGAACUCUUAACUCAGAGGAACAAAGAGCAGGAGGACAUCGUUGUGCUGAAAGCCAAGAAAAAGACGCUGGAAUUCGAACUGGAGGCUCUUAACGAUAAGAAACACCAGCUCGAAGGGAAGCUCCAGGACAUCCGGUGUCGACUGACCACCCAAAGGCAAGACAUCGAGAGCACCAACAAGUCUCGGGAGCUGAGGAUCGCCGAGAUCACCCACCUCCAGCAGCAAUUACAGGAGUCCCAGCAGAUGCUCGGGAGACUCAUUCCGGAAAAGCAGAUACUCAACGACCAGUUGAAGCAAGUCCAGCAGAACAGUCUGCACCGGGAUUCCCUCCUCACACUCAAAAGAGCACUAGAAGCCAAGGAGCUCAUCAGGCAGCAGCUCCGAGACCAGCUGGACGACGUGGAGAAGGAAACAAGAUCCAAACUCCAGGAGAUCGAUAUUUUCAACAACCAGCUGAAGGAGCUGAGGGAAAUCCACAAUAAACAGCAACUCCAGAAGCAAAAGUCCAUGGAGGCCGAGCGACUGAGGCAGAAGGAGCAGGAGCGAAAGGUCCUCGAGUUAGAAAAGCAGAAGGAAGAAGCCCAAAGACGAGCUCAGGACCGGGACAAGCCGUGGCUGGAGCGCGUGCAGCGGGAUGAGGAGCUUCCCCGACCCAGGAAAGCCCCGGAUGAAGAGAGCCUCAAGAGGGACGAGAGCGUCCGGAAGAAGGAUGGGGAGGACAAAGGUGAGCCGGAGACGCAAGACCGGCUGAGCCGCCUCUUCCACCCACACCCUGAGUCGGCUAAGCCCGCGGUGCAAGCGCCCUGGUCCACCGCAGAGAAAGGCCCGUUGACGAUUUCCACCCAGGAGAACGUUAAAGUGGUGUACUACCGGGCUCUGUAUCCCUUUGAGUCGAGAAGUCAUGAUGAAAUCACUAUCCAGCCCGGAGACAUCGUCAUGGUUAAAGGGGAAUGGGUGGAUGAGAGCCAGACUGGGGAGCCCGGAUGGCUUGGCGGAGAGCUGAAAGGAAAGACAGGCUGGUUCCCUGCCAACUACGCAGAGAAAAUCCCGGAAAACGAGGUCCCCGCCCCCGCCAAGCCCGCGCCUGACCUGUCCAGCACCCUGGCCCCCAAGCUGGCUGUGCGGGAAGCCCCCACCCAGCCUGCCGCCACCUCCACGGAGCCCUCCACCACCCCCAACAACUGGGCCGACUUCAGCUCCACGUGGCCAUCCAGCUCUGGUGACAAGCCUGAGACUGACAAUUGGGACGCCUGGGCGACGCAGCCAUCCCUCACUGUGCCAAGUGCCGGCCAGCUCAGGCAGAGGUCAGCCUUCACACCAGCCACUGCCACCGGCUCCUCGCCCUCUCCUGUGCUGGGCCAGGGUGAGAAGGUGGAGGGGCUGCAGGCGCAAGCCCUGUACCCGUGGCGGGCCAAGAAAGACAACCACCUGAACUUCAACAAGAACGACGUCAUCACGGUGCUGGAGCAGCAGGACAUGUGGUGGUUCGGGGAAGUCCAGGGCCAGAAGGGCUGGUUCCCCAAGUCCUACGUGAAGCUCAUUUCAGGCCCCGUCAGGAAACCCACCAGCACCGACCCGGGUCCUUCAGAAAGUCCAGCCAGUCUGAAGAGAGUGUCGUCCCCCGCCGCCAAGACAGCUGCUACCGGCGGAGAUGAGUUUAUUGCCAUGUACACUUACGAGAGUUCUGAGCAAGGCGAUUUAACCUUUCAGCAAGGGGACGUGAUUCUGGUCACCAAGAAGGACGGUGACUGGUGGACAGGAGCGGUGGGCGCCAAGACCGGAGUCUUCCCUUCUAACUAUGUGAGGCUUAAGGACGCUGAGGGUGCUGGGACUUCGGGGAAAGCCGGCAGUUUGGGGAAGAAGCCGGAGAUCGCCCAGGUCAUCGCUUCCUACGCAGCCACCGGCCCCGAGCAGCUGACGCUGGCCCCCGGGCAGCUGAUCCUGAUCCGUAGGAAGAACCCUGGCGGCUGGUGGGAGGGGGAACUGCAGGCACGAGGGAAGAAGCGACAGAUUGGCUGGUUCCCGGCUAACUACGUCAAACUCCUAAGCCCCGGGACCAGCAAAAUCACCCCCACGGACCUGCCCAAGCCCGCGGCAUCCCCAGCAGUGUGCCAGGUGAUCGGCAUGUACGACUACACGGCGCAGAACGACGACGAGCUGGCCUUCAGCAAGGGGCAGCUCAUCACCGUCCUCAACAAGGAGGACCCCGACUGGUGGAAGGGUGAGGCCAACGGCCACGUGGGCCUCUUCCCAUCCAACUACGUGAAGCUGACCACGGACAUGGACCCCAGCCAGCAAUGGUGCUCCGACCUCCACCUCCUGGACAUGCUGACACCCACCGAGCGGAAGCGGCAGGGCUACAUCCACGAGCUCAUCGUCACUGAGGAGAACUAUGUCAACGACCUUCAGCUCGUCACGGAGAUCUUUCAGAAACCCCUGAUGGAUUCUGAGCUGCUGACAGAGAAAGAGGGUGCUAUGAUUUUUGUUAACUGGAAGGAGCUGAUUAUGUGUAAUAUCAAACUACUGAAGGCGCUAAGGGUCCGCAAGAAGAUGUCGGGGGAGAAGAUGCCUGUGAAGAUGAUCGGGGAUAUCCUCACCGCCCAGCUGCCGCACAUGCAGCCCUACAUCCGCUUCUGCAGCUGCCAGCUCAACGGGGCCGCCCUCAUUCAGCAGAAGACCGAUGAGGCCCCCGACUUCAAGGAGUUUGUCAAGAGACUCGCCAUGGACCCCCGCUGCAAAGGCAUGCCGCUCUCCAGCUUCAUCCUGAAGCCCAUGCAGCGCGUCACCAGAUACCCCCUCAUCAUCAAGAACAUUCUCGAGAACACCCUGGAGAACCACCCUGACCACAGCCACCUGAAGCAUGCCCUGGAGAAGGCCGAAGAGCUGUGCUCCCAGGUGAACGAGGGAGUGCGGGAGAAGGAGAACUCGGACCGGCUGGAGUGGAUCCAGGCGCACGUGCAGUGUGAAGGCCUGUCGGAGCAACUUGUGUUCAAUUCAGUGACCAACUGCUUGGGGCCUCGCAAGUUCCUGCACAGUGGCAAGCUCUACAAGGCCAAGAGCAACAAGGAGCUCUACGGCUUCCUCUUCAACGACUUCCUGCUGCUCACACAGAUCAUCAAGCCGCUGGGCUCCUCAGGCACCGACAAGGUCUUCAGCCCCAAGUCCAACCUGCAGUACAAAAUGUACAAGACGCCCAUUUUCCUCAAUGAGGUUCUGGUGAAACUCCCCACCGACCCCUCCGGCGACGAGCCCAUCUUCCACAUCUCACACAUAGACCGGGUCUACACGCUGCGGGCAGAGAGCAUCAACGAAAGGACUGCCUGGGUGCAGAAAAUCAAAGCUGCUUCCGAACUCUACAUAGAGACGGAGAAAAAGAAGCGGGAAAAGGCGUACCUGGUUCGCUCCCAGAGGGCCACAGGCAUCGGGAGGCUGAUGGUGAACGUGGUGGAGGGGAUCGAGCUGAAGCCCUGUCGCUCUCAUGGGAAGAGCAACCCAUACUGCGAGGUGACCAUGGGCUCACAGUGCCACAUCACCAAGACCAUCCAGGACACCCUGAACCCCAAGUGGAACUCCAACUGUCAGUUCUUCAUCAGAGACCUGGAACAGGAAGUCCUGUGCAUCACCGUGUUUGAGAGGGACCAGUUCUCGCCUGAUGAUUUUUUGGGUCGCACGGAGAUCCGCGUGGCUGACAUCAAGCGGGACCAGGGUUCCAAGGGUCCGGUCACCAAGUGUCUCCUGCUGCACGAGGUCCCCACGGGCGAGAUCGUGGUCCGCUUGGACCUGCAGCUCUUCGAGGAACCCUAGACAGCGCGGCCCCGGGCCGCCCUCCACUAGCUUCCGGCCCGGGCAGGGGGCACAUCCAGAAAGGGGGAUGGGUCUUCUCUGAACCCCGUUCCGUG
Messenger RNA from Sorex fumeus (smoky shrew), 5490 nucleotides. It is a transcript of the gene ITSN1, whose product is annotated as intersectin 1. Gene Ontology annotation, molecular function: calcium ion binding; protein binding; guanyl-nucleotide exchange factor activity. Gene Ontology annotation, biological process: intracellular signal transduction; positive regulation of Rho protein signal transduction; clathrin-dependent synaptic vesicle endocytosis. Bases 227 to 5395 code for a protein of 1722 amino acids. The transcript has 40 exons. The record is from RefSeq and is a predicted model, not a curated record. Lineage: Eukaryota; Metazoa; Chordata; Mammalia; Eulipotyphla; Soricidae. Gene Ontology annotation, cellular component: intracellular vesicle; presynaptic membrane; clathrin-coated pit.